AUGACGGAAAAACCCUUGGGCUUUGGCUACCAGUUCGGGGCCGGGGCCAUCGCCGGUGUGUCUGAGAUUCUCAUUAUGUACCCUUUGGAUGUCAUCAAGACGCGAGUACAACUCCAGGGAAAGGCACCCGUUCCAGGCCAGGACUAUUACAACGGCAUGCUAGACUGUUUUCGAAAGAUCGUGAAGAAUGAAGGGCCGUCGCGACUGUACCGCGGGAUUGCGGCGCCGAUUAUGAUGGAGGCGCCGAAGCGAGCGACUAAGUUCGCCGCCAACGACUCCUGGGGUCUCUUCUACCGCAACCUGUUCGGCGUGCAGAAACAAACACAACCGCUGGCCAUCCUGACAGGUGCGACCGCUGGAGCCACCGAAGCGUUCGUCGUUGUCCCCUUCGAACUCGUCAAGAUCCGAAUGCAAGACCGCGCCUCGGCCGGCAAAUACAAGGGCAUCGCCGAUUGCGUGGUCAAGACGGUCAAGGCGGAGGGUCCUCUCGCGCUGUACAACGGUCUCGAAUCCACCUUGUGGCGCCACAUCCUGUGGAAUGCGGGUUACUUUGGCUGUAUCUUCCAGGUCAAGGCGCUGAUGCCCAAGGUCGACAAGAAGGAUAAAACCAUGGCCAUGUUCAAUGAUUUCUUGUCCGGCGCCAUCGGUGGCACCGUCGGUACCAUCUUGAACACUCCCAUGGACGUGGUCAAGUCGAGAAUCCAGAACUCUCCCAAGGUCGCCGGCUCUGUGCCAAAGUACAACUGGGCAUGGCCUGGCCUGGGUACAAUUAUGAAGGAGGAAGGCGCUGCUGCCCUCUACAAGGGAUUCCUGCCUAAGGUCCUCAGACUGGGCCCUGGCGGUGGUGUCUUGCUCGUUGUCUACACCGGUGUCAUGGACUGGUUCCGUAAGCUGAGCACUCAAUCUAUUUAG
Molecule: messenger RNA, 912 nt
Organism: Capronia coronata CBS 617.96
Lineage: Eukaryota; Fungi; Ascomycota; Eurotiomycetes; Chaetothyriales; Herpotrichiellaceae
Exons: 4
Coding region: 1-912 (303 amino acids)
Biological process (GO): transmembrane transport
Source: RefSeq, a predicted model, not a curated record